This is a messenger RNA of Cetraspora pellucida, 1233 nucleotides long. The record is from the annotation of a GenBank genome assembly. Lineage: Eukaryota; Fungi; Glomeromycota; Glomeromycetes; Diversisporales; Gigasporaceae.
GAGGAUGUGGAAAAGGAAGUCAUAGGAGAGGGAAUAGCAGAACAAAGAAUCACAGAACAGGGAAUCACAAAAGAGGGAAUCAUGAAACAGGGAAUCGCGGAAGAGGGAGCCAUGGAAAAGAGACAAGUCAUGAAGGUCAACGUGAUAAUGAAUAUGAGACAAGUAUCGAACCUUCUACUCAAAAUAUUGAACACAAUGACUCUUAUUCAAAUUAUGAAAAAGAAAUUGAAUCAGUUAACAUACAAGCAUCAUCAUCAAAAACUGCAAGUCACUCAAGUUGUAACUUAACAGCAUCAAGAGUCUUAGAUCAAGGAAGUUUUGCAACGCCAUUAAUGUCAACUUAUGAAAUCAUAGCAAAUUCCAAAUAUUCUAUCAUCUCGGCUACAGAAUUACCUGUUAAUAAUCGAAAUAAAAGUAGCCACCAACUGCAAAGUAUAUCGACAGUUUCAGGUUUGCUUCAAAUGUUUGAUAGUGACAAUAGUGAUGAUAACACUAGCUACUAUGAAGGGAAUUAUAAAAAACCAACAAAGGGCAAGAAAAGACAAAAAAAUAAUGACAACGAAGAUGAAGACAACAAUGAGACUGCCCAAUCUCUUAGAAAAAGGAAUGUUCAAGAAAGGCCAGAUAUAUUAACAACAGCAAACCAAAUACAUGCUAUGCAAACAUCUUUAGAUUCGCCUGCUAGUUUUGCUUGGCUAUGGCAUGAAGAAAUGAAGUGUCUUUUUCUUAGAUAUAGAAAUCCACUAGAUAGAGCCAUUGAAAGCCUUAUUACCGAAAUAUUUAACUAUGAACUUUAUAGUAAUAAAGCUGUAGAAAUUAUUUGUCAUUCAAAGCGAGUGUUUACAGAUUUUCGCAGCAAAUUCAACAAAAGUAUAGCUGAGUUAGUACAUGAAUUUAAGGAAAGGGGGUUAGGAGAACAAAUAUUAACACCAUUGAGAUUGGAUAUCAACGAAUUCAUAACUUACAAAGUUGGUGAAUGCUUAUUAAAAAGAUAUUUGAGCAGUACUAAUAAAGAUAAGCUUAGGAGGUGUGGAACAAUGGAUAUACUCAUUAAAUUAAUCAAGGAGGUGUUUAAAAUAUUUUUUACUGCUUAUAAUAUGAAAGCAAUUAAGAGACUUGACAAUCUUAUGAUAGGAUGCAGAAUUCCGAGUAAGUCUGAUAAAAACAUAAAAUCAAGGAUUUCGAUUUCUCUUACAAAUAGUAGUGAUAGCAAUUAUAUCUGGAAAGUGCUUA